AAGAAAAAAAAAAAAAGAGAAACCAUUCCUCUUCUUUUUGUUGUUGCUGUUGUUCCGUUUUUUUUUUUUCACAAAUGGAAGUUGAUUAGAGAAAAAGAGUGAUGAGAGAGAGAGAGACAAAGAUAAAUUAUACGCUCAAUAUGACUGGACUAGCAGGCGAUGUAGGAGCCGGACCAGCCGGAGGCUCGUCGUUUGUAGUAGGUGUAGCUGUGGUGAUUGUCGUCUUGACCCGCUUUGCAGAAGCGGUUGCACUACUACUAUUACUACUGCUGCAGUCUGGCUCUUCUUCAGAACUACUGCUGGGUCUCUUUGCACUUUGUCGAUAAUUCCAAAGCAGGAUAGCGUUCAAGUCAUCGUCCUGCUCGUUGGUCGGAGGAGGUAGUAUGGUGUGAGAUAACAGUGAAUCUUGCUGCGUAGUUGUUGUGGUUAGGGUCGUUGUUGUUGUGGGUAUGGAAGAAGCAUUUGAUGAUGGGGGUGAGGGUGAGGAUGGGGAUGGUGAUGGGGAUGAGGAUGACGAGGAGGAUGAU
Molecule: messenger RNA, 527 nt
Organism: Zychaea mexicana
Lineage: Eukaryota; Fungi; Mucoromycota; Mucoromycetes; Mucorales; Lichtheimiaceae
Exons: 1
Coding region: 102-326 (74 amino acids)
Source: RefSeq, a predicted model, not a curated record